AUGGGCGAGAAAGAAGACAAGGAGAAAGCCGAGAAACUGGCUGCCGCGAAAAAGAGGGUAGCCCAGCUGCAGAAGAAGAAGAAAGCCGCUGCUGCCAAAGACAGUGUGAAAAAGGAGGACGAGCGGGCUGCUGAUGGGACAGAAGGAGAAACUGCUAGCGAUGGCCAAGAGAAGAACAUAGCUCAGGUAGACGAUGUCCCUGAGGCCGAUGCAGUUGAGCCUGCGGCAGAAGAACAACACGGCAAUAAGGGUGCUGCCGCCAGCCUUGCAGACGCAGACGCAGAUGAAGAAGCCUUCAACGCCGCAAUUCAAGCAGCCAGUACGAAUGCUCCCGCACCGGAAACGGUCCUUUCUCCCGCAACGAUCUCCCCCCCCUCUGCCGAGCAAGACCAGUCCUCGUCCACAAGAGAGUCUAGUGCUCGCCAUACUGCCCGCCAACCGAGCGUCAGCCUGCAAAGCAAAAUGCGCAGCACAAGUUUUCGGGAUAGUGGCCCAUUAAGCCCCGCCCUGCUCACGGGCAACUCCUUGUUGAAGAUUGAAGAGUUGGAGAGGGAGAAUAAACGGCUGGCAAAGGAAGCCGAGGCCCACGAGAGGAGGUGGCGCAAGGUAGAAGAAGAGUUAGAGGACCUGCGAGAGGAGAAUGCAGAGAAGCCUCCAAAUUCAGUGGCGGAGGAGGAGAUUCGGCGCUUAAGAGCUGAGAUCGAGGCACUCAGGAGACGGACAAGUUUGACGACUACUACGCUCAGCAGGAGGGAGAGUGCUGCGAGCGAGGACGCGGUCAUGGUAAGGGCCGAACUGGAGAGGAAAGAUUCCACCAUUGCGGAUAUGCAGCUCGAGAUUUCGAGGCUGAGGGGUCAAUUAUCCAGUCAGGCCCAAGGCUGCGAGGCGCACGGAGAGCAAAUUGCUGGACUACAAGCUUCGUUGUCGUCGACAGAGAAAAAGUUGAAGGCAUUUGAGAGUGACUUGGCAGAUGCGAGGAAGGCGUUGUCCAAGGCUAGUGAGAAAGCUGUGUUGGAUUCGACAGAGCGCACGAGCAAGGAAAUGAAGAUUCAGACUCUGGAAAGAGAAUUGCAAGAAACCGUGGCCCAGCGGGACGAGGCCGUGAAGAAAGCAGAACAGCUGGAAAAGAAAAUUGAAGUGAUGAACAAGCUCCACCGCGAGGCCGAAGCAAGGCAUGCGACCAAGUUGGCCGCAGCUGAGGCCAGCGCCCGCGAAGUCCCUGCUCUGCGCAUCAAGAUCGGAAAGGCCGAGAACGAAAAUGCACAGUUGCGAGAAAAGCAUAAGCGCGUGAUGAGCGGCGAUGGAGGCGGAGAGGGCCUGGAUGAACUGGAAGACGAAGAGAGGCAGAAGCUCGAAAGACGAAUCCGGGAACUGGAAGGGCAAGUCUUUGAUCUCCAGCGCGGGGUGUGGAGAGACAAGAGGGUACAAAUGCAGCCUCGCGGAGACGAUGUCGGGUCGCGAACUUCUCUGGAUCCAGGCGCCGAGGAUUUCGACGAGGUGGACCUUUCAGGCCCCGGAGCCGGCAGCAGUCGACGAAGAAGUUUCGCGAACCCGCAGCAGCAGACUCGUCACUCCAACUUCGCGCAGGUGCUGAAUUCGGGUCUUGCAGCAUUCCGCGCGAGCACCACCUCUCCAGUCAGCCAGCAGAAUCGGCCCCGGAACGAUUCCCUGCUCCAGGAAUUCGACGACGACGACGAUGCUUUUGACGAGCAUGCCUUUGCGCGGGCACAGAAGGAGGAAGAGGCCAGGAAGAUGGUGGAGCAUGUGAGGGAGAUCAAAAGAGGGCUGAAACAGUGGGUAGGUUGGCGACUGGAUCUGGUGGAGCCCAGACGGGCAGGUGUUGGCGUUGGAUACGGUGAGAUUUUUGACCUGUAA
Cladophialophora psammophila CBS 110553 is the source of this 1875-nucleotide messenger RNA. RefSeq lists its product as uncharacterized. The record is from RefSeq and is a predicted model, not a curated record. NCBI's taxonomy places the organism in Eukaryota, Fungi, Ascomycota, Eurotiomycetes, Chaetothyriales, Herpotrichiellaceae. The transcript has 2 exons. Bases 1 to 1875 code for a protein of 624 amino acids.